Molecule: messenger RNA, 2402 nt
Organism: Daktulosphaira vitifoliae (grape phylloxera)
Lineage: Eukaryota; Metazoa; Arthropoda; Insecta; Hemiptera; Phylloxeridae
Product: carboxyl-terminal PDZ ligand of neuronal nitric oxide synthase protein
Exons: 11
Coding region: 444-2273 (609 amino acids)
Molecular function (GO): nitric-oxide synthase binding
Source: RefSeq, a predicted model, not a curated record
AACCAACAUUCGGUUGGCUGCGUUAGGUAAUUGUUGAUUUUAGAUUCGUGUUAAAUACGAUUUACAUCUUUUUUAAGUUUUAGAUAAAAGCUAAUUACAAAAUUGUGAAAAUAUUUUAUGCAUUUUUUUUUAUUGAAUAUUAUUAUGUAGAAGUGUACAACUUUAUUUUACGUAUUUAAAAAAUGUACGGUAAUAAUCAUCUGGUCGUCUCAAUGUUUCGUAUUAAUAAUAGGCUGAGAAUGUCUGUUGGGCACGGUUCCAACGUUAAGCCGCCACUGUUGGAGUUUUUAUCACAAUAGUUAAAUCAUAAUUAUUUGUAUUAACUUUAAGAACAUAUUACAAUAUAUAUGAAAUCAGAAACUAUACACUUUAAAGAAGUGCGGUCUAAAUUAAAAAAAGUGCUUGUUUUAUUGUUAACAUUAAAUUAUAAGUAAAUAUUCCUAAUGGAUACAUUAACUAGAAAUAUUUCUUCCAAAAAACAAUAUAAUCUUGUGCUUAACGACGAUUUUGAUACAAGAAUACCAAUGCAUCCGGAAGAAGCGUUCGAGCACGGUAUAACAUUCCAUGCUAAGUUUAUUGGAUCUAUGGAUAUUCCUAAACCAAUUAAUCGAGAUGAAAUUGUGGCGUUAAUGAGACAGAUUAGAUAUGAAUAUAAAACGAAGAACAUAAAAAAGAAAAAAGUUUCUAUAGAAGUCUCUGUUGAAGGGAUAUGUAUCACAUUGAGAAAGAAAACAAAGAAAAAACAUUGGACGGAUAAUAAUACUAUAUUAUUAAUGCAACACCCAAUAUACAGAAUAUUUUAUGUAUCUCAUGAUUCUCAAGAUAUGAAAAUAAUCAGUUAUAUAGCCCGAGAAGGUUCCACCAAUGUGUUCAAGUGUAAUGUGUUUAAAGCAAACAAAAAGAGUCAAGCUAUGCGAAUUGUGCGUACAGUAGGGCAAGCUUUUGAGGUGUGUCACAGAAUCAAUCCUUCUGAAAAAGACUAUCAAAAAGAUGAUAACGAUUUUGAAAAUGAAUCCAACAAAGAUAACGAUUUAGAUCAACUAAAUGAUACGGUUGACGAAGAUGAUGGCAAUGUUGAAGAUUGUUCUUUACCCAAAAGAGAUAUAUUUGAAAAUCAAGGCAGGCUCGAUAGGUCAAUUAUUAAUGAAUCUGCAUCUUCAAUGGACGGAUCUAAAAGAGAUGAAAUACCCAUUAGUGAUGUUCAACGGCCAUUACGAUUAGAUAUCAUUCCACCUUUACCAGUCUCAUCAAUGAAUCAUAGACUUUCCUCACCUAUGAAUGAUAGUGAAGUUUAUCCUUCUCCUAUGUCUGAUACAUUAAAAAGUGAUAGAUUAACUGGGCUGUCGACAUUAAGUCUUCAGCAUGAAAUGCAGAUGUUACGUCAACAAUUAGACCAACAAACUCAUCAAACUCAAGUCGCUUUAGCACAAGUACAUAUGUUACGAGAUCAACUAACUACAGAAUCUACCGCAAGGCUGGAAGCUCAAACUCGAACUCAUCAACUUUUGGUGCACAACAAAGAACUAUUGGAUCAUAUUGCGUCUUUGGUAACAUUGUUACAUGAUCAAGAGCGGAUUAGGAAUGAUUUACAACAUCCUUCGUUGCCACCGCACUCACUGAUGUGUGACCUACCUACUCCUUCGUCGUACCUGUCGGAUUUACCACCUCAGUCACCCCGUCAUCGUUCUCCGUAUCAUCUGCCUAUAAAUUUUGAUUUCAAUUUUAACCAACCAGCACAAAAUACUGAUCAACAGUUUCAGACACAGCUACUUCAACGUCUUCAUUCAUUAACUGGUUCUAUAGCUAAUACGCCCACUAAUCAGUUUCAACAAAGAAUGGCUUUUCAAUCAUUUUUUACACAAUCGCCACAUCAAUACUCUUCAGUUUCGCCGAAUAUUAAUAAAGUUUCGCAAGCUUCGUCAUUUGCUGGAUCACCAGUGACUAAUAGAUCAACUUCUGGUGAAAGUACUGUCAAUGACGGUAUCAUUAAACCUUUAUCUGACGAUCGUCAAAUAACUGUUGUUGUAGAUAAAAACGUUGAAGAUUCUGUUUCAGUCACCAAAACAACUAUAUUAGACCCACCACCGAAGGGAAAACAGAAUUCUUUACUCAGAGUAUCCAAAAGUGGCAAUAGUAGAUCCACAGGAAAAAAAACCUUAUCCGAUGUAGAAAAUUGUCCUAUUACUAGAACUACUAGUGAAAAGGUUUCCAAUAAAAGCAACCUCAUGCAUGAAGUGCAAAGAACAGCGUGGGCUAGGCAUACCACAAAAUAAAAGUUUAAGACUAAGUCCCGGUUCAAAAAUGGCUCGAUGGUUCGAGUUACAGCAAGAUACAGAUGCCUUUCCAUUAUUUAGGCCCGAAAGUGGGUUUGUUGACUAUCCAAUCGAUGAGUUUCAAUCAAC